Drosophila melanogaster (fruit fly) is the source of this 3363-nucleotide messenger RNA. RefSeq names its product equilibrative nucleoside transporter 3 (gene Ent3). The transcript is spliced from 4 exons. Gene Ontology annotation, molecular function: nucleoside transmembrane transporter activity. Gene Ontology annotation, biological process: nucleoside transmembrane transport; nucleoside transport. Gene Ontology annotation, cellular component: membrane. NCBI's taxonomy places the organism in Eukaryota, Metazoa, Arthropoda, Insecta, Diptera, Drosophilidae. The coding region runs from base 404 to 2410 and encodes 668 amino acids. The record is from RefSeq and is marked reviewed.
AAUCGGUGCCAGGACUUUGACAGGCAAGGAAUGGCAAGCAGAUGUCUCUUGAAAAGCGGUUGAAAUAUAUCUUGUAAAUAGUGAAUGUGCUAUUGAAUUCAGUUCAAUUAAAGGGCGUAACCGCCAAAUCAGAUGAUAGUUGGUGUUAAAAAAAUGCCAAGUGGCUAAUUGCUCAGCCACUUGUGUCUGUUUUUUGUUUUUUGUUUAUCGAUUUGUGUAUAACGACGAACUUGCACCCUAUAUGUACAUAUGUAUGUAAGUACGGCAGGCAAAACAACAGAGCAGAACUCACGCCCACUAAGUUGGCCAAAGUGGAAAAUAAUGCCAAGGUCCAAGAACCACAGGGAGUAAUUAAAUAGGAUUUGCCAGCGGAAAUCGUCGCAUAAAAUAAGAGUACAACAUCAUGGAUGUUGGUGGCCAGGAAACCACCUAUGAGCCGCUGGACGGACGUGGUUCCGGGCGUUCGAGGAGCAGUCAUUCCACAACCGGAUCCGGCCUGAGGCGUCCAGGCAGCAUGGACAGUCCGGAGUUCGAUAACCGUGCACCCAAGGAUCAGAGGCACUCCGUCUACCUGGCCCUACUGGCAGCGGGCAUUGGUUUUGUGUUGCCCUACAAUAGUUUCAUUAUUGCGGCGGACUACUGGCAGGCACGAUUCCCGGGUCGCCCGGUAGCCCUGGACAUGUCGAUGACAUACAUCUUCGUUGCCUUCGGCACCGUUUUGAUGAACAACAUUGUGCUAUCGGUGGCACCGUUCCAGUCGCGAGUGCUCUUUGGCUACAUGAUAUCCUUCACCACACUGAUCUUUGUCGCGGUGUGCGAGGUGGCUUGGCAUAUGUUCGCCACAAAUACCGCCUAUUUGGUGAAUAUGUCAGCUGUUGCCCUGACCGCCAUCGGAUGUACUGUGCAGCAGUCGAGCUUCUAUGGAUUCGCCUCCAUGCUGCCCAAGCAGUAUACCCAGGCGGUGAUGGCCGGCGAGAGUAUCGCCGGUUUCCUGGUGUCUUCCAAUCGGGUCGUUACCAAAUUGCUGAUUAACAACGAUCGCGUGUCCACGGUGAUCUUCUUUUUGACCUCAACGCUCUACAUACUCUUCAGCUACCUGUUGCAUGUGGCCACCAUUAACUCGCCGUUUGUGCGGUUCCAUGUGGAGGCCUGCUCCAAGAUCGUUUUGCGGCCGGAUGAGCAGGAGAUUGAUGGAGUUCCAAGUAGUACUCGAUAUGGUGUGCUCUCGAUGGACGGUACCCACACCACGACCACAUCGGUUGGACCUCCAGGCACUGGAAAUACCCUUAGUUUUAGCAAUCCCGUCUACGAGCUAUCCAACCCGACUGCCGGCGAGAGUAGCAUUGAAGCCCUCGGACAGCUGCCCGAACUUCCGGCCACGCCCCCAGCUCAGGAGCCUACAACGCCCACGACGGUGGCCUUCAAGGUGGAACACGUUAUCACGCCACGUCGUUGCCGGCCCAGCAAGUUGGGUGACAUCCGCGAGGGAUUCGUGACCCGAUGGCGAGUGGCCCAGGUGAUCUACCCGCACAUGGUGUGCAUCGCCUUGGCCUAUUGUGUGACCCUCUCGCUGUAUCCGGGUAUCGAGGUUGAGGUGCAGUCAUGUGCCCUUCGCUCCUGGAUGCCCGUGCUGUUGAUGUUCUGCUUUAAUACGUCGGAUGUGGUUGGCAAGAUACUGGCCGCCAGUCCGUAUCCAUGGUCGCGUCGCCAACUGAUCCUGCUGUCGGGACUAAGGAUUGUGCUGGUGCCGCUCCUGCUCCUCUGCUGUGCUCCCCGCCAGCGUCCCGUGAUAUCCGGCGAGACGGCGCCGUUUGUCUUCACCAUCGCUCUGGGCAUCACGAAUGGAUUGGCAGGCAGCCUGCCCAUGAUGUUGGCACCGGCAAAGGUGCCGGGAACACUCAAGGAGGUCACUGGCAAUAUAAUGACCCUGUCGUAUAAUGUUGGUCUGACGGUGGGCUCUCUGAUUGGAUACGUUUUCGAGAGUAUGCUGGGACCGCAGCUGGUGAAUCCGUGUCCCACAUAUCCCUAUGUGCCCGCCUCGAUGCUGGAACAGUUCCAUGGUCACGGGCAUGGACAUGGCCAUCUACCACAUCCUCUGCCGCUGACUAGCACCAGCACAAUGAGUCCACCAACUACGGGGGCCACCACAUUGGCGCCACUACUGCUCAACACCACGCUGGCUACGCUUAGUAGCUCUAGCUCCACCACCAGCACCGCCAGUCCGGCACUGGCCACCGUUAUCACAACCACAGCUCUGGCGCUCGCCAGUACGGUGGCCAGCGGAAGUGCCGAGGUGAUUAAUGCCACCAUAUCAUCGAUCCUGUCCACGGUCAGCAGUUCGGUGGGCGAUAUCAGCGACGAGAUGACCACAGAUCCUCAGACGCCAGAUGCACUGCUCGAAAAUAUCUAAGCGAUAUUUGAAUUUAUUAAGACUUGGAAAGAGUCCAUGCGACACAUUGUACACAGCCAUAUCUAACAUUAACAAGAUUCCGUUGACUUCAAUUUCAAAUCCUAAAAUCUAAAUUAAAUGCUCCAAGAAGUGGCAGAAAUUUAGAUUUUGAAAAAUGGUUGCUAGAAAGCAGGAAAUUGAUUGCAUACACACUUAUUAACUUCACUCUUUCGUCUUUUCAUGCCCGCGAACAAUAAUUUUCAAUAGUUAAUAGGUUUUUGGCUAGUUGGCUAGUUAAAUGAGUAAAAACCAACUGAAAGUCUUAACAAAACCGUUUAAAUCAAAUCAAGUAAUGCACAUUUAAUGAUGAUCAAUUUUCUAGCGCUUUGAUGUGGCUAAUGAAAUACGUAAAAUGUCAGAUUUUCCGAGUAUAUAUACACAAUGCUCAAGAAAAAAAAAAAAAAAAACCAAAGAACAUGUGAACAAUGAUUCCAAUUGAUAGCAAGCGCAAAUUCUAACUAUAGGCAAUACUACUCCUCUGUACUAAUUACUAUAUAUCUAGAACUAUAUAAACUGUAUAGGGUACUUUGUGAUUUCGUUUUGAUUUUAGCUGUUCUAGAGCCUAAAGUCUAGAACCCAAAUAUAUUAAUCUCCCCGAGUAUAUACUCAAAGCAAGUGCUAUGGAUUUCGAAUUGCAAACCUGUUGACUCAGAUCAUAAUGCUUAGUGUGAAUGGAUGGAUGUUCGGGCGAAUAAUUGAAAAAUGUCUGUUUAUUUUUGUAAGUGUGAGAAUUGAUUGUUGCAUAUGCAGGAAAUCAUAAUAAAUUUACACAAUGAACCCACAUCAGUGGGUGGUGGGUAAUAAAUAAUAUUUUAAUUUCAUUGUAAUAUGUGUAAGUAUGUCGUGAGUUAAAUGAAUGUCGGAUACGAUAAGUGUUGUAAGCAUUAUAAGCCAUCAAGUGCAAAAGCUGGUCU